AUGGCAAUCCCACUCUUCACCAAGGCCAGCCGCGCCGACGACGCCCUGGCCGACGACGGCGCUGCUGGCGCUCCCUCUGGCCACGAGAAUCCCGCCCAAGACGAGGGCGAUGGCCACGACGAGCCCCAGCCUCCGGGCGGCUUCAGCGACACGCCCAUUCCGCACGCGACGCCCGGCUUCACCCUCAAGUUUACCUUCCACCGCGCCACCCACCUGCCCAUUGCCGACAUCAACACCAUGUCCUCCGACCCCUACGUGCUCGCGCAGCUGAACACGGCCCUGCCCCCGCGCCACAAGGAGGACCCGCCGCUGCGCAUGCGCUCCCCCACCGUGCACCGCUCGACCGAGCCCGAGUUCGAGUGGGAAUGGAUCGUUGCGAACGUGCCCGCCUCGGGCUUCAAGCUCAAGGCCCGCCUGUAUGACGAGGAUCCUGCUGACCAUGACGACCGCCUGGGCAACGUCCAUAUCAAUGUGCCCCAGCUGUCGGAGGACUGGGAGGGCAUCCACCAGCAGACCUACAAGCUCAGGAAGCGCCUGGCCAGCAAGCGCGCCUACGCCUUGCGCGCGGCAGCCGUUGCCGUGAACAAGGCCGAGCACAUGGGCGCCGAGAUUGUCGUCAGCAUCGAGAUGCUUGGGCGGACUCAGGAUCCGUACAACGAGGGAGGCAGAGCCUACACGCUCGGCCCGCUGUUCUGGUACAAGCACAACUCGCCUCUGCUGGGCCGUAUUGUGAACCGCACCGACACCGGCGACGACGACGACCCGAACGACCCGACCAAAUACGACAGGCACGGCAACAGGAUCCGCAGAUACAACUUCCAGGCGAACGAGAUCCAGCUCCGGGGCCCGGUUCCGCCUGAGUUGUACCACCGCUACGUCGAAUUCAAGCCGUUUGUCAAGUCUAUGUACACGGCACAUGGCGUGCGCGGCUUCCUUUUGUCCAAGGCGCUGCACCAUCAGCAUGCAAGGGUUUACAAUUUCGAUAAGAGUACCUCGUGGGGUAAGUUCGACGAGCCCUGCGUUGAGCAGACGAUGAAAUUUCUCGAUCUCGUGCACUACGACCAAGGCGGCCGUAUCUUCACCUACGUUGUGACCCUGGAUGCUCUGUGGCGAUUCACCGAGACUGGCAAGGAGUUUGGCAUCGACAUGCUGAGCAAACAUACUAUGCACAGCGAUGUGUCGGUGUAUAUCGCCUUCAGCGGCGAAUUCUUCAUCAGGCGUCUCAAGCACCCGCACCACAGGUCUCCCGACGAGCCGGAGGCGGAGGAGGAGGGUGAGGCGGAGAAGCAACACCAUCAUUGGUUCCACCGUCGUGAAAAGAGUGAGAACAACUCGACGCAUCCGCCGGACGACAUUGCCGGCGGGCCCCCUCGAGACGAGCCGCCCAAAGACCCCAAGCACUACGAACUUGUCAUUGACAACGAUUCGGGGACUUACCGGCCCAACGCUCAACUCCUGCCGCAACUCAAGUCUUUCAUGGAGUCUCGCCUACCUGGGCUCAGGGUCAUCACGCUGGAUUGCCAGGCCGAUGCGGAGAAGAUGGCGCGCAUGAAGCAGGAGCAGCGCGACCGCAAGGCCCGUGAGGGAGACCAGAUUGUCUACCAUCAGCUCAGCGACAGCGACGAAGACAGCAGCAGCCUCAGCAGUUCCGACGAAGACGAGUUGGAAGAGGCGGUUCAGAACCAUCAUGCGCGGGUCAGGGACGACCAUGUCUUGCACGCCUUCGGCCACCAGGCGCGUGCUGAGCAGCAAGCCAAAGCCCAACAUCUCAAGGGUUUGGUUCACCGGCCUGGUUCCGGCACAAAUGGGCACAAGGGCCACGGCGAUCCGGUUGAAGCGCCUGACGCCGGCGCCCCACCGUCUUAA
Messenger RNA from Lasiodiplodia theobromae, 1866 nucleotides. Its product is annotated as C2 domain containing protein. The record is from RefSeq and is a predicted model, not a curated record. The coding region runs from base 1 to 1866 and encodes 621 amino acids. The transcript is spliced from 3 exons. Lineage: Eukaryota; Fungi; Ascomycota; Dothideomycetes; Botryosphaeriales; Botryosphaeriaceae. Gene Ontology annotation, biological process: positive regulation of gene expression.